Molecule: messenger RNA, 6104 nt
Organism: Danio aesculapii
Lineage: Eukaryota; Metazoa; Chordata; Actinopteri; Cypriniformes; Danionidae
Gene: tmem168b
Product: transmembrane protein 168b
Exons: 4
Coding region: 607-2706 (699 amino acids)
Source: RefSeq, a predicted model, not a curated record
ACAUGGCGGACGCUGAGCGAAGUUUAGACCGUGGUUGGGGGAUAUUGUGCGAUAAAUGAGCAAAUUUUCGUGUUUUUCUGUGAACGACAAUCUUCUGUGACUUGCGUUUCUUCUAACGCAUUUCUUGCAGCCCGUUUAAAUCGAUGUUACGCAGGUUGUGAAGAGAAACAACACAUUCUUUCAACUUUCUAAUGCCGGUAAACGCACAGCAAUCUGCUCUUCUUAAUCAGACUGACAGCUCAUUGCAACUCUGUUUGUGUUUAUAUCACAACUUAUGACGAGUUUAACAUUUUCAUAUCUAGUUGACGUAUUAAUUUCAGUCUUUAUAACAUGACCUUGUGUUCAAUAGUUUUGUUCAUUCAUCAGUAACAGGUGGAUAUUGAGAUGACAAUCCAUCGUUUCACUAUAUAUUUUACUUUAAGUUUUGUACUGUAAUACCCCACAAAACGAUGUAGUUUUAAGUACCCCUGAAAUCCACUAUGUUGUUUUUACUUUAAUUUUGCCGACUUGUUAUGCCGUGAAUAAUUUUUUUUCGGAAUUGUGACGUCACUCGCGACGCUAAAUCCGCACAUUUUCAGCUAUUUUGCGAGUUUUAAGUUCGCAACAAUGUGCAAACUUCUCAAAUAUUGUUUUAGCCACUUUCUGUAUGCGACCAUGACAUGGCUGGAUGAAGCCAACAGAGGGCUAAAUACGUGGUCAUCUGUUCGAUACCUCGGUUACCUGUCCAGCUUGAACUCCCUGGUGGCCAUUUGCCUGGGACUUUAUGUACAAUGGGAGAAAACUGCAGACACUAUAAUUUUAGUCAUUUUUAUUUUGGGCCUCUUCGUUCUUGGGGUUGCCUGCAUUCUCCACUACUAUUUCGCUAUGGAGAAAGUUAGCCUGUUUCUGUUGCAUCUUUGGUUUGGUUUCCUUCUUGGUUUGCUAUGCUUCGUCAAUGUCCCAUCCAAAGAGCUCGAUAUUAAGGAGCAAGUGGCUAACUAUAUGUUAACAGCGAGCGUUGCAAUAAGAAUCCUUUGGGCUUUGGUUGAAAGAAUGUGUGGUUGUACUCGACAUCAACCCGCGUUCCUUACCUCAAGGGAAGCUUUGGAGCUCACUGGUUUUGCUGUGGCUAGCACCCUGGUUAGCUACAAAUCCAUAAGCCUCAUAGUUCUAACACUCGCUUUAGCUGCUCUAAUUAUGGUCUUGCGCAUGAAGUCCCCUUUGGCUCUCCAAAACCUGGUCUGCUUCUCAGGAGUCGCUGCGUUUUUCUUCCAGGAGUCUUUAGGGGUGUCCACCAACCCCUUUGCAUUGUCUUGUUUUUUCAGUCGUCUUGUCUGUGACCCAUUCCUAGACGUCUACUUUAGUGGACUUUCUGUAACUGAACGUUGGUCUCCGCUGCUCCUAAGAAGAGGCCUGUGGAGACGCUUCACGCUUCUGCCGUUGUUGGUUGUGGAGGUGACGUUUCUUGUCAUGGCUUCUCUGAAGAUGAGAGAUCUGGAUCGGUGGUACCUGCUCAUCCCUAGUCUUUCAGCGUCUGCUGUUUUCUGGAUCAUCUGUCAUCUGGUUUUUCUCGUCACGGUCUGGGGUUUUCACAGUAAGCUGAGUGACUGUCAGAGAUUGUGUACUGCGCACAUGUCUGAACCUGGAGAACUGGACCGGAUCAUGGCAUCUAAAGGGAUGCGGCACUUCUGUCUCAUAUCAAAACGCCUGGUGCUCUUCAGCCUGGUCUCCACAGUCAUACUCGGGGCUCUGGGUUGGCAGUCGUCCAACAGUCUGUUCAUCUCCUUGUUUCUGCUGGUCCUGCCUCUCGAGUCUUUAGCCCACGGGCUCUUCCUUGAGUUGGGAAACAGUCUUGGUGGAACAUGUAUCGGUUACGCUGUGGUGAUUCCUACUAACUAUUGCAGUCCAGACGGUCAGCCCACCCUGCUCCCUCCAGCUCAUGUACAAGAGCUCAACCUUCGUUCCACUGGGAUGCUCAACAACGUGCAGCGCUUCUUCUCUCAUCACAUGAUCGAGACCUACGGUUGCGAUUACUCCACGAGCGGCUUGAGUCUGGAGGCCCUCCAGGCCAAACUCCGCAUAUUCAUGGAGGCGCACACGACUGACGGCCCACGACACGACACCUACGUGCUCUAUUACAGUGGACACACACACCGCAGUGGAGAGUGGGCACUAGCAGGUGGAGAUGUGCUGCGUCUGGAUGAGAUUGUGCAGCUUUGGAGAGAGAAGAACGCUGGAUUCUGCUCUCGCCUCAUCAUUAUCCUGGACACUGAUAACUCUGUGCCCUGGGCGAAGGAGGUGCAGAAAAUCGAGGGUCUUUACAUCGCAGUUCAAGGGGCUGAACUCUCCAGUCCCACAGACCUGGAGCUCCAGGACGCUCCUCAGCUCGGCGACUUCACCACUCAAUGGGUUGAUUUUAACUGCAACCCUGACAGUAUAGUUCGGUUUUCAGAGCGCGGCCGGUCUGUUCGCGCGGUUUACGGUAUUUCCAGACACUGGAGCGACUAUAAGCUUCAUCUGCCCACUGAUAGUGAUGUCACCAGGCACUGGAGACUCUAUUUUCCACGUGUGACUUACCCUGUGGUUCAACUUGCACAUUGGUGUGGUGGGUUGAAUAUGUUCUGGGUUUGCGGAUACUGCGUUCGGCUGCUACGGAGAGUCAAACUUACGUGGUUUCCACCUGCGGUGCUUGACACGGGACAAGGGUUCAAGCUGGUCAGAUCGUAGAAUAAUGUUCUGGAUGGCGAGGAUACUGUAAAAGCAGCUGAUGGGGAGUAUGGACAAGUUGAUUUGGGUUGUGUGGACCAGUGUGGCAAUUUCUAAAAUCUCAGGUGUGAAAAUUCUCUCCAUAUAUAUAUGUGUGUGUGUGUGUAUGUUGUUUUUUUUUUGAUGGUAAAAAUAGGUAGAACUGACCAACUUGCUAGAAUGUGAUUUGGGUGUCUUCGUCACUCUAUAAGGGUUUUUUGUGGAGGAAAAAAAUCUGGUUCUGGGUCAUAAUCACCUAAAUUAUUAUAAAAUAGUUUGUUUUGCAUAAAGAAAUAUAUAUAUAUAUUUUAUUUAUUUAAGAUAUUUAGGAUAACAGCACUAAUAUAGUAUAUUAUAUUAUAUUAUUCUAUAUUAUUCAUUCAUUCAUUUUCUUUUCGGCUCAGUCCCUUUAUUAAUCUGGGGUCGCCAACGCGGAAUGAACCACCAACUUAUCCAGCACGUUUUACGCAGCAGAUGCCUUUCCAGCUGCAACACAUCUCUGUAAAAACAUUCAUACACACUUACUCACACUCAUACACUACGGACAAUUUAGCUUACCCAAUUCACCUGUACCACAUGUCUUUGAACUGUGGGGGAAACCGGAGCACCCAGGGGAAACCCAUGCGAACUCCACACAGAAACGACAACUGACCCAGCUGAGGCUCAAACCAGCGACUUUUUUGCUGUGAAACGACAGCACUACCUACUACGCCACUGCGUCGCCCUAUAUUAUAUUUAAUUAUAUUAUAUUAUUACUGCCAGGGCUAUUUAUAUCGAAGUUGAUAUUUAGCCGCACCAUAUUGGUGUUUCGUAACAUCUAGCUUUUUUUAUGAGGUGGGUGGUUAGCCCAUCGCUCAACCCCCAACCUGGAAAACCAUUAUAUUAUAUUAUUUUUACAUAUUACAUUAUACUAUAUUACAACAUACAGCAGGUAAAAAAAAGGAACUAGGAACUGGAUUUGACACCUGUGCUCUAAAUAAUUUCAUUACAUAAUAAAAAAAUGGUAUUACCAUAAUGUUCUGUAAAAAUGUUAGCACAGGAAUGGCCAAACUUCCUGUAGAUUUGAACUCCAACCACAAUUAGACACACCUGAACCAACUAAUCAAGCUUUUCACCAGAGCUGCAUUCGAAAUCGCAUUCUUCCAUACUAUAUAGUACGCUAAAAACAGUAUGCGAGCCGAGUACUAUGUCUUCAUAGAAUUCGAAAAACAGAAUGUGAGAAGUACCCAGAUGACCUACUACUUCUGGAAAAAUUCUAAAGUGCGCAUCUGAUGAACGCUAUGCUAUUCCAUGAUGCACCACGAGAGAAUUCAUGAAUGGGAGUGAGGAUGUUGCUAGAUCAGAUUUAUAUUAUUCAUUAAAUUUCUCAUUUAUUGUAUUUUAUAAACGUCUACCCCAACCCUAAACACAACCAUCACAGUAAUAUAAAAACAGUAGUUGUACAGAGUGUUAUUUAUUAAAUUACCCAAUAAAUAGUAUUUUAUUAACACCUACCCCAACCCUAAAUCCAGCCAUCACAGUAAUAUUCAAUAUUGUUAUACAGUGUUACAAAAAUGAUGCUAUAUAGAUGUGCGUAUCCACAGCUGUAUCCUAUUUAAACAGGUUAUUGAACGAAGUGACGUCAGUAGGUCACGUGAUGAUGACAAAAUGGCAGAUGUAGUACGCCCGAGUUCCAUUCAUACUACUCACAUUCAAACUGUAUAGAACAUACUUUUCUAACGGUCGAGAAGUACAUUUAAAUUCAAAUGCAGUACCUACUGAGUAGUAGGCGAGUUCGGACGCAGCCCAGGUAUUCCACAAAGCUUCUGCCGGGUGUAUUGAAGCAAGUUGGAGCUAAACUCUGCAGGACCCUCCAGGACCAAGUGUGGGCACCCAUUUUAGCAUUAUGUCAUGAUUUUCUUUUAUUAUUAGUAAUAAUAGUCUUGUUUAUAGAUUAUAUAAUUAAAAAUGUAAAAUAAUAAAAUAUAAUAUAAUAUUUAAUAAUUUCUUUAAAGACAUUUCUACAUUAGAAAUGAAGGCUAUCAAUGCAAAAACUGAUUUCAAAUGAAUUUUAUGUCCCAUUAGUAAACAAAUACGACAAUAGUUAUUACUACUUAUGCCAAAUCAUCACUUCCUUUUGAAAUUGAGGUUAAUUAUGACCUAGAGAUUUUUUUUUUCUUGCAAGAUUCACAUAUAUUGCGUUACUGAUGAGCCUAACAGCAAGGCACCCACCCACUGUUACAGCUUUAAACUACUUCCACCGCCAGUCUAAACAUGUUUUCCAGAACUUUUCUAUGAGCUUUUCCUAACUGUAAAUGAUUAAUGUACCAGCACUGAACAGUUGAAUGCAGUGCCUCUUUUCAACGGCGCAAGACAAAACACAGCCUUAUAUUUACUGUCUAUACAAUGUUCAUUUAACACUAUACAUUAAUCCAAACAUUCGAUCAAAAAAACAAAACAAAGAAACUAUUUCUAUUGGUCUGUUUUGUUUUACUUGUUGAUACAGCUCAAGAUUUUCUACUGCCCUUUAUAAAUUUGUGCUAUUUUGUAUAUCGCUUUGGUCAUUUUGACUAAUAUUGUGUGUUUGCUAGCACUUCUAGCAUUUUUAACCAAGGAUGUUGGGGUUGAGUGUUUGUUUAUUCUAGCGGUAACGUAUUCUGAAGUGCCUUUUCUAAAGUGAGUCACCAAAAGAUUUUCAUUGAAAUAUGCAAUAUUUAUUGACUGUAUGAUUUGAGUGUGUAUGAAAAGGGCUGUUCACACCAAGGAGAAAUAUAAUGAUAUGGUACUACAUAUAUAGGACAAAAUAUACACUGUGAUAUGCAGUAUGUGCACACUUUAAAUUUAAUGAUAACAACAGAAAUAAUAUAGAUUUAAAUUGAUUUAUAUAUAUAUAUAUAUAUAUAUAAAUUUUUUCAUCUGAUAAAUUGGAGAUGUAUAGUAACGAAAAGUCUACAUUUAAAAGGUAAUAAAUAAUAUAUAGGCUGAUAAAUAGACGUUUUUCAGAGCCGGAUUACAAAAACAAAAGGCAAAUAACUACAGCUGAUCACCGAUUGGAAAAAAAACAAAAAAUAUAUAAUAUAUAGAUAUUUUACCAAUUUACAAAUCUGAAAUUAUUCAUUUGGUCAAUAAUGAUGACUUCUGGUCUCAACUCUAGCUGAAUUUUGCUAGUGUAAUGGGAGACCACACCGCUGCAUUGAGCACUUGCAAUAAAAAAAAAAAACAUUGUUAUCUGUUUUAUUAUAGUUAUUAUUUUUGGUGUGAACAGGUCUUAAAGCUUUUAAAAGGACCUGCGAAUGACUUCAAGAAAAGACUGAAUGAGACGCUGGGAUGAUUUCAGUGAUUACGUGUAUGAAAUCAGACAUAAGAAUGAGUUAUGAUUAAAAGAGUUCUUUUACUACAAA